Phycomyces blakesleeanus NRRL 1555(-) is the source of this 1719-nucleotide messenger RNA. RefSeq lists its product as hypothetical. Lineage: Eukaryota; Fungi; Mucoromycota; Mucoromycetes; Mucorales; Phycomycetaceae. The record is from RefSeq and is a predicted model, not a curated record. The transcript is spliced from 7 exons. The coding region runs from base 1 to 1719 and encodes 572 amino acids.
AUGAAAAUAACUGAGAAGUGCUUAAUCUUGUGCCUAAAAAAUCAGUUAGAAAAUAUGAGAAAUGCACACUUGUCUGUAACUCCUUUGCUUUUGAUGUCUAGCCAGUCUGUUUCAGCUGCGAUUUCAGACUUGAUACUUAAAGAAAAUACGAGCACAAUUAGUCAUGAAAGCACUGAUAGUAAUAAUAGCACUGACCUUGAUGAUCUCAUGAGCAACAAUGAUGCAAAGAACCUGGAGUUUAUGCAAAUCAUCAAUGACUUUGGCAUUUCCUGUCAAGCUCAUGAGAAGCUUGCUGCACAUCUCAACAACAUUCUGGGGAUGCCAACCAAAAUAACAUACAGAGUGUGUACAGCAUACCUGGGCAAGGAGCUUUUGAAGCAUUUCCCUAGUGUAGAGGAAACAGUAUAUGACGUCUGCCAAAAUGGAUGUAUGAUGUUUAAUGAUGGAGAGGUUGCUUGUGAGUAUUGUGGUGAAGCUUGCUACAAAAGCAACAAAACUGAUAAGGACGGUAUACUCAUUGCCGAGAAAACCAUGGUCCAGAUCCCUUUGGACAGCCAAAUUGCCCUUUCUUUGGCCAACAGUGACACGCAUAUCAAUCAAUCAAAUACCUUUUCUCUGGUGAAAAACGAUGUUGCAAUUUCUUUGUCUGUCAAUGGCUUUGUACCUCAUAACAUUCCUAGUUCGAUUACUAUUCUGUAUGCCACAGUUCUUAAUCUUCCUCCAAUGGUCGGUUAUGAGAAAAGCCAGAUGUUACAAAUUGUGAUGAUCCCAGGUCCUUUCACACCACUUAACUUCUGGUCAUUUUUGCAGCCAAACUUGGCAGACCUCAAGGUACUCCAAGAGGAAGGAAUAGUUGUUAUAACCCUAACUCUGACCAUCCGAGCAAAGGUCUAUGUCCUUGUUGUAACUGGUGAUAUUCUAGCAGUGGCAAAGCUGGCAUGUCAUGCUGACCAUAUGAGCAAAAAAAGUUUCCAAAACUUUGAUCAAACAAGUUUGUUCAGCAAGGGUCUUGUAGGACAAUCUCCUUUUUCUUCACUGGCAUCAUUCACAGGCCUGCUCUUUUUUAUCCUUGACAAGAUGCAUGGCCUUUGCCAUGGAAUAGGCAAGCAGGUCUGGGAACUUAUUGGUGGAAAACUGAGCCGAUUUCCUUCUCUUCAUUGUCUCUACACUGGUGGCCGAGCAUGUAAAAGAUACAACUGCCAGGAAAGCAUUGCUUGGACUUGUGCAAGCUUGCAACUUACUCAUGAGCUAGGAGUUAUCAGCAGAGGAACAAACCUCUACAAAAAGAGCAUGUAUCUCGAAUACCUUUAUUGGAAUGAUAAAAUAGAAAUAACAGUGUUUACCAUCGACCAGCAUCUUCUACAAUAUUACCCUAUUAUGAUCAGUGCCUUUGGUUCUCCUUGUGCAUACAGCACAAAAUCAGUGAAGUGUGCUAUUGGUGCGUACUCUUGUGCCAUCAAAAGCAAUUCAGCAAUUGGUAUAAAUGCUGGAAACAUAAUAGUCAGGCUGGCUUAUACACGGCAAUUGUUGACUGAUUCUGAUGGAAGCAAACAGAGAGGUGUUAUAUUACAGUACAAAGAUAUGUCUGCUGAUUGGCCAAUUACUAGCAAGGGUGAGUGUGCUGGUGCAGAUUCUGAUAUUGAGUUCUGGAAACCUUUAGAAUAUGAAACAAUUGAUAACAGUUUUGAAAACAUUUCUUGUCUUCCGAUUCUUAUUUGA